This is a messenger RNA of Lycium ferocissimum, 1123 nucleotides long. Its product is annotated as beta-1,3-galactosyltransferase pvg3-like. Gene Ontology annotation, molecular function: hexosyltransferase activity. Bases 84 to 977 code for a protein of 297 amino acids. Gene Ontology annotation, cellular component: Golgi membrane. The transcript has a single exon. The record is from RefSeq and is a predicted model, not a curated record. Lineage: Eukaryota; Viridiplantae; Streptophyta; Magnoliopsida; Solanales; Solanaceae.
UAUCUGUUUUCUAAGUAUUCAAACUUGGCUCCUUUUUGUGUAAAUCUUUAAUGAUAUACCUUUUAAAGCAUUUCUAAAUUAGGAUGUUAGGGAGGAAACUGCUUCUGACUUCUUUGUCUUUUUUUGUUGUACUCCUCUUCAUCUUCUUUAUAUCAUUUAAUAUUCGUCUAAACUUUUCGUUAACAACUUCUUUAAACAACACCAUUUUACUGCAAAGACCGACCCAUAUGAAUGCACAAUUCACCCUUUUAAUAGGAAUCUUUACACGACCAGGAAAUUUCGAUAGACGACAUUUCCUUCGUCUUGUGUAUGGAAUUCAAUCCACACCCAUAGCCCGUAUUGACGUAAAGUUCGUUUUCUGCAACAUCACCAAUGCAGAACAACGAACUUUCAUCGCCUUAGAAAUUAUGCGUUUUAAUGACAUUAUCGUCCUCAACUGCUCAGAGAACAUGAAUAGCGGCAAAACUUAUACUUACUUUUCUACCCUUUCUCGAAUCCUUCCCACUCAUUAUGACUAUGUCAUGAAGGCUGAUGAUGAUGUUUAUUUGAGGCUUGCACCAUUAGCAUCAUCACUCCAACCACUACCUAGAAUUGAUCUAUAUUAUGGUUUUGUUAUACCUUGUCCUAGCAUGAACCCUUUUGUGCACUACAUGUCCGGAAUGGGGUUCAUUUUAUCAUGGGAUUUGGUGGAAUGGAUCAGAAAAUCAAACAUUCCCGCGAAUAAUACUUAUGGACCCGAAGAUAAGUUGGUUGGUCAAUGGCUAAAUUUGGGGAAUAAAGCAAAAAAUAGGUUUACAAACAAGCCCAGAAUGUAUGAUUAUCCAGGAACUAAUGGAAGAUGUUCACAUGAGCUUAUUCCAGAUACCAUAGCUGUUCAUCGACUAAAGAAGUGGGAGCAAUGGAUAAAUGUUCUAAGAUUCUUUAAUGUAACUAAACAACUUCAACCUUCUGUGCUUUACAGUAUAUCAUUUGAUUAAUUAAUUAAUUUGAAAUUAUUGUAUAUAUGAUGUUAUUUUUAGCUAAGUUCAUAUCCAUCGCAAGACAAGUCAUUUAUCUCCCACCUUGUAAUACGUAUUACUCUAUCUCAAUUCGUGUGAUGAUGUUUGAUUUGGCAUAUAGUUUA